AUUUCUAUUAUAAAUAGUUUCUCGAUAGAAUUAAAAUCUCUUCGUCAUAAUAAAAACUCUACUCAAACGAUUCACGGGUUUCACUUGGAAUCGUUUGAUUUUCUCGUUUCCGAAAUAUAAAAAAAAAAUGGCCAAAGCGCCACCGUCAAUCUCUCUUCUCCUCCUCCUCUCCGCCGCCGUAUUCCUCACCAUCCCCGCCGUGAUCUCCGCCAUCGGUGUUAACUAUGGAACUCUCGGGAACCUCCCACCACCGACUCAAGUUGCAAAUUUCAUCAAGACUCAAACUUCGAUCGAUAGCGUCAAGAUCUUCGAUGUGAAUCCCGAUAUCCUCCGUGCUUUCGCUGGAACUGGUAUCUCCGUCGUCGUUACCGUUCCUAACGGCGAUAUUCCGGCGUUAGCUAACGGAAGACAAGCUCGUCGGUGGGUUUCGGCUAACAUUUUGCCGUUUCAUCCUCAGACUAAGAUUAAGUAUAUCUCUGUCGGAAAUGAGAUUUUGCUCACCGGAGAUAAUAAUAUGAUCAAUAAUCUCUUACCGGCGAUGAGGAAUCUUAACAAUGCUUUGGUUCGUGCUGGUGUCAGAGAUGUUAAGGUCACAACCGCCCACUCACUUAACAUCAUAGCCUAUGACCUGACCGGAGCACCUAGCAGCGGUAGAUUCAGGCCUGUUUGGGACAAGGGCAUAUUGGCUCCAAUCCUAGCUUACCAUCGCCGCACCAAGUCUCCUUUCAUGGUUAACCCGUACCCUUACUUUGGUUUUGACCCCAAAAACGUCAACUUCGCCAUUUUCCGUACACCGUACAAGGCGGUUCGUGACCCGUUCACCCGCCAUGUCUACACCAACAUGUUUGAUGCACUCAUGGACUCGACUUAUUCCGCCAUGAAAGCUCUUGGAUACGGUGAUGUUAACAUUGUCGUUGGUGAGACGGGCUGGCCUUCUGCUUGUGAUGCACCUUGGUGCUCGCCUGCGAAUGCUGCUUGGUUCAACCUCAACAUUAUCAAACGUGCACAAGGCCAAGGGACACCUCUCAUGCCUAAAAGAAGGUUUGAGACUUACAUUUUCGGUCUCUUCAAUGAAGAAGGCAAGCCCGGUCCGACCGCAGAACGUAACUGGGGACUUUUCCGAGCAGAUUUCUCCCCAGUUUACGAUGUUGGUCUUCUCCGAAAUGGACAAGGCGGUGGAGGCCGUCCAGCAUUGCCUGCACCUAGUACUGCUGGCGGUAAAUGGUGUGUGGCCAGAUCGGCGGCAACGAAUGCGCAGCUGCAAGACAACAUUAAUUGGGUGUGUGGUCAGGGAGUUGAUUGUAAACCGAUCCAAGCUGGUGGUUCAUGCUUUAACCCGAGCAGUUUGAGGACGCACGCAUCUUUUGUGAUGAACGCUUAUUUCCAGAGCCACGGCCGCACUGACGGUGCUUGUAAUUUCAGUGGAACUGGUAUGGUCGUAGGGAACAACCCAAGCAAUGGUGCGUGUAAGUACUAAGAGAUUGUCUAUGUCUAUGUAGUAGCAUUUGUCUGGAAAAUCCUAACAUAAUGGUUCUGAGGAACUUUGGAUUUGAGAGAUCAUCAGAUUUGUGUUUGAUUUCGGGUUAUUCUAAUUUUAAGGUUUUUUGUUAAUUCU
Arabidopsis lyrata subsp. lyrata is the source of this 1615-nucleotide messenger RNA. Its product is annotated as glucan endo-1,3-beta-glucosidase. Gene Ontology annotation, biological process: carbohydrate metabolic process. Bases 128 to 1477 code for a protein of 449 amino acids. Gene Ontology annotation, molecular function: hydrolase activity, hydrolyzing O-glycosyl compounds. The record is from RefSeq and is a predicted model, not a curated record. Gene Ontology annotation, cellular component: plasma membrane. The transcript is spliced from 2 exons. NCBI's taxonomy places the organism in Eukaryota, Viridiplantae, Streptophyta, Magnoliopsida, Brassicales, Brassicaceae.